Tribolium castaneum (red flour beetle) is the source of this 2565-nucleotide messenger RNA. It is a transcript of the gene crm, whose product is annotated as cramped. Gene Ontology annotation, cellular component: nucleus. Bases 169 to 2385 code for a protein of 738 amino acids. The record is from RefSeq and is a predicted model, not a curated record. NCBI's taxonomy places the organism in Eukaryota, Metazoa, Arthropoda, Insecta, Coleoptera, Tenebrionidae. Gene Ontology annotation, molecular function: chromatin binding. Gene Ontology annotation, biological process: pattern specification process. The transcript has 10 exons.
ACAAGAAGUAAAACAACUCAAAGAACAACAAAACUGAAGAUUGAAGAUUAGCUUUUGAUCACGUCACAAUAUCCAAUCCAAGCAGAGAAAACAGUUAUGUGUACUUUGUUGAGUGUAUAAUGGACCAAUUUUUUGCUUUAUUUUUUCCCAGACUUUGAAUUUGUAACAAUGACCGACAACCAUGAGGUCCCCAACCCUAAAGACUUCCUGGCCCAGAUGGGCCCCAUCGAGACCCUUCUGGGUUCGCUGUCUUACAACGACAUCGACAAUGUCGAUGGCAAAACCCAGCAAUUGCGCACCAGCGCUCGCGUUUUCAAAAAAAUGAAAUUCGACCUCUCCUCCGUCGAGAAAAAAGUCGAAAAGAAGGAGGAAGUCAAGCCGGAGGAGAAGCAAGAAGUGAAGAAACCGGCCAAUCCGUUCUGGUCGAGCGAAGAGAAGAAUCUUUUCUUCGAAGCGUUGAACGAAUACGGGAAGGAUUUUGAAAGCAUCCACGGGUACAUCAGCACCCGCUUGAAGAAGAAAGGGGUCCCGGAGGACCUCAUCAAGAACAAGCUGCAAGUCAGGCACUUUUAUUACAAAACCUUCCACAUGUUGUUGGGGCCGUUGAAAUUUAACGAGAAAAUUCCGAAAAACGUGCAAGAGCUGUACACGUUGAUCAAUUUUGGCGAAAUGAGGAGAAAACUUGGCAGUAUCUCGAAAAAAAAUUGCUCGAAACUGAACGAUUUGAUUGCAAACGGUUCAGUUCCUUUGAGGCUUAAGGGGAAAACCGUCAGGGUUAAAACUCCAAUGUGUAGGGCUUUGAGACGCUUGAACCAAUUAGAUGAAAAAUACGAUGAUCUUAAAUUGCCAACGAGGGUUUUGGUCGAGCUCAGACCAAAAAACAUGGCUUCGUUUCUCAGAGUGCAAAGUGUUGCUCAAAAUCCGCGAAUCAAAGUCGCACUCUCGCUACAAAAGCGGUUGAGCUCGCUUAUCACGUGCAUAAACACCCGCUGGAAGACCUCCGAGGCCGUUGUUUACGAUAAAGCUGUGAUUUCGACAAACCCGGUAACAAAAAAUUGCGUUCCUGAUACGAAAACAAUUGAUGAUAGUACGUUGUUACUGAAUCCGCUCUUAAGGCUGUCUCCUCCGCCGGAGGCCCACAUUGAGUUGCCUUCAAUCGAUAUCAGCGAAUAUUUCAACGGUCAAAGCAUAUCACUUAAUGCAUUCGAAUUGAGAAAAGGGGUUAAAAAGGAGGAGCCUGAAGCGCCCCCCAAGACUGAAAAAUCGCCGAACAAGCCUGACGAAGAGGAAAUCCCCAAAUCGGUCACCAGCGUCGUGGACGAGGCAGUCAACACAAUUCUCUCGCUGCAAGUCCAGAAUAAAACCGACACCAAGACUGCCACCACAACCAACCCUAAAGAUAUCCCCAAUGAGGAGAAAAUAUCAAGGAUCGAGCAAAUCAAGCAGGGGUGGACUUUGGAGAAUUGCGCCAGUUUGACCAUUGGCGAGAUCUACUUGAUGUACGGGUGUGACUCAAAAAUGGUGCUCGAGUACAGCUGGGACUGUCUGAUCAAAUCAAACGACGAAACGAAACAAGAAAACGACUUAACAAAUUCGCUCAAAAAACUUCUAUCUUUGGCAAAAAUACAAAGCGAAAAGCCUGUGAUGAAGUGCACCUGCGGCCACGUUUGCGGCAAGCCCAGCACGCAACAGUUCAAAAAGCCGGUGGCCCCCAAAGUCGUGAAACAAAAACAAGUGAGCCAUGAGACCAAUCACGUUCAAGAGAAAGUGGAGGUGUCUGAACCCAAACCGGCGCCCGAACCGAAGAAAGCGCCCCCGGAGGAGCCCUUCCAUGAUACGAGCAGUUCGGUGGUUCACUUGUUCAGCCAACGCGAUAAGUUCAGGAUAAAGGGGCGCACCCGCUUCAAGCACUUGGUGGUCGAACGUAAACUAGUUCCUAAUAAAUCCGAGAACAAGCACGAGAUCGUGUCCAUGGAUAUUGUGUCUCAGGACAAGCCUGACGAUAUGCCUCUUGUCAAUUCUAGCGGGCUUCCGUCGAUGUUAAUGGGUGAUAACGACACGCGUAUGAGUGAGAAGAGCUUCAGUGGUUUUUUGGGUGAUAAUCAGUCGAAUUCGGCCAUGUCGACCGGAUUGUCGAAAAUACUGAAAGAAAAUGAGAACCAAUGGAUCAAUGCCGACGUUGCCGACUAUUCGCUCAGCAGUCUUUUGGGCCAUUUGGACUGUCCGUCGAAAACGAACCAAUCAAUGGUCAGUCUUUCGCACGACGACACGCAAUUGUCCCAAGAUGUGGAUGCCCAGUUACGGACUCUGUUGAUUGAAACGAGUGUCGACUACACGGCCAAAUUCGCUGAUCUGGCAGCUCAAGUUGUGGAAAAUAAGAAGUAAAAUAGACCAAUUGGCACAAACUUAAUCUUUGUACUUUUAUGUUUGUUAAUAAUUUAUGUAUAGCGAAAGAUAUUUUAGCGCGAAAAAUUUAUAUUUCAUAAGGUUGUAUUAUAUUGCAAUAAAUUUAACAUUUGUGAGAUUGUAUGUAUGAUACUGAUAUUAAUAGAAACUCUAACCAAA